UGGCCACUAGUCUUUGGUCACCUCUGUCCUGAGGACGAGAUUAUGGCGGUCUGCUUCAUCUUUUUCUAAAUCUCGUCCAAGGAGCUCGUUCUACCACUUUUUUUGUAAAGAAGAAAAACAUUCCAAAUAAGAUUUGAACAAAUUUCAACGACGCUAUAAAAUGUAUGCCGGAAAUAAUGUGGCGGGGGUUUUGGUUUUUUGUUUUAAAUGAUUUUCUUCAGUGACUCCAGUGUUGGUGAAUGAAUCCCUAGCGGAUGUGUGUGGCCUCUGUCACCACCUCGCAGUUUCAGAGGGAGUUGAGCAGCUUUCUCUGGCGCUGCUCGGUGGUCGGAGCGCCUUCUGUCAGCUCACUGGCCGCCCAGCACCAAUCCCGGUCCUCUCAUUCUGUAUGAUGCUCUGCCCUAUAAAGCCCACGGGCCAGGGGGGAGUGGAUGUGUGCUUCUGAAUGGAGGACUGCCUUUGUGUGCUGCAGGCCUGAGGGCUGUGAAUGUGUAAAUGCUCCUGAUUUUCACAAUCAAUAAAAUAAUCCAGAAACUCAUACCAACUGUCACUGGUGUUGUUUUAUUAGACUUGUUAACGUGCGUAUAUAUCUAUAUCUAUAUCUAUAUAAAAAACGUGAUCUCAGACUGGUUGACCCUCCUGUCCACGAGAGGGCGACAGUGAAUCAAACCCGGAACCCGAGCUGCAGCUCGGCUGUUAUUAUUAACCUCUGACCAGAAGAGCCGGUGGAUGUUUACGGAACGAUAAUGUUUACAAUCAAGGCAUAAGGAUCACUGAUCGGUCAUGCCGUACCUGGGUGGCGAGGAGACGGUGAAGGAGCUGAGGAGAGCCCUGUCCAACCCCCACGUCCAGGGAGACCCCCUCCGCCACAGGUCAACCGUGCUCAGGGUCAUCAGAGUGAUGUCGCAGGGCGUGGACGUGGCAGGUCUGUUCAGUGAGAUGGUGAAGGCGUGCGCCACGACGGACGUGGUCCAGAAGAAGCUGGUGUACGUGUUCUUGUGUUCCUACGCCAGCCUCAACCCAGAGCUGUCCCUGCUGGUCAUCAACACGCUGAGGAAGGACUGCCAAGACCCCAACCCCAUGGUGCGCAGCCUGGCCCUGAGGAACAUGACCAACCUCAGGUUGCCCAGCCUGGUGGAGUACGUGCAGCAGCCCCUGACGGCGGGGCUGAGGGACCGGGCGGCCUGCGUUCGACGGGUGGCCGUGCUGGGCUGGGCCAAACUCCACAGCCUCCAGCCCCACGCCGACAUAGACGCUGCGGUGGUCAACGAGCUGUACAGCAUGCUGAGGGACAACGACCCGGUGGUGAUGGUCAACUGUCUGCGGGCGCUGGAGGAGAUCCUGAAGGAGGAAGGGGGCGUGGCCGUGAACAAAGCCAUCGCACACCACCUCCUCAACAGGCUGAAGGAGUGUGACGUGUGGGGGCAGUGUGAGGUGCUCGGCGUGCUGCAGCGCUACCGGCCCCACUCCGAGGAGGAGCUCUUUGACAUCCUGUCCCUGCUGGACCCCUGCCUGCUCAGCCCCAGCGUGCCCGUCAUGGCCGCCACGCUGGGCCUCUUCCUCAGCCUGUGCUGCCGGGGCCUUCCGGCCGUCAGCCUGGCCGCCCUGCGGCGGGCGCAGGGCCCCCUGCUGGCCGCCUGUGGCAGUGCGUCCCCAGAGAUGAAGUUCACCGCCCUGUGUCACGUCCAGCUGCUGCUGCGGUCGCUGCCCGGGCUGAUGGGCGAGCACUACAAACGCUUCUUCUGCGGCUACGCCGAGCCGGCCUACAUCAAACAGAGGAAGAUGCAGGUCCUGGUGGAGCUGGUGAACGACGACAACGUGGGCUUUGUGCUGGACGAGCUGAAGGGCUACUGCACCGACGUCAGCCCCGACACGGCCCAGGCCGCUAUCUCUGCCAUCGGCCGAAUCGGGCGUAGCUACAGCGACCAAUGCUUGGAGAUCCUGACCGGUCUGCUGGGGCUGAAACAAGAACACAUCACCUCUGUGGUGGUGCAGACCAUGAGGGACCUGGUGUGGGUGUGUCCCCAGUGCAGUGAGUCUGUGUGUGAGGCUCUGGAAGGCUGUGAGGACACGCUUCAGGACAGCCAGGGCAGGCAGGCCUUGCUGUGGCUGCUGGGUGUGCACGGGGACCGUGUCUCCAGCGCCCCCUACGUGCUGGAGGCCUUCGUGGAGCAGGUGAGGAGCGAGAUGGCGGCGGGCGUGAAGACGGAGCUGCUCACCGCCACCAUGCGGGUGUUCCUGUGCCGGCCCGCUGAGACACAGGACACCCUGGGGAGACUGCUGCACUACUGCAUAGAGGAGGAGGCAGACAUGAACGUGCGGGACCAGGCCCUGCUCUACUACCGCCUGCUGCACUGUGGGAUAGAGGAGACACGCUCGGUCCUGCAAGGUCGAAGGUCGGACCCAUCUCUGGGUGUCCUGAUUGGCCGGCCCGCUGAGCCCGUCAGCCAAUGGGCGCGCAGCUUCAACACGCUGGAACCCCUGAGACAGUGCAACGCGGGGGCCGAGUCGGCCCCACAGGCAGCCCCCUAUCACCUGGCCCUCGACCCUGAGCCAAGCCUCGACCUCUGUGACCCCCUGAACCCCAGCCAGGACCGACAGGAGACCGCAGCAGCAGAGAGUGUGAACCUCCUGCUCCCCGGCCCCUCCGCUGGGCCCCUGGCCCAGGGCCCCACCGCCGGGCCCCCAGCCCCGGGCUCUGGGGGGGGGCAGCUCGGCCUGUCCCUCUCCCCGGCCCUCAGCCCCCAGCAGUUUGAGCACUUGUGGCUGGGAGGCCCCCAGGGCCCGCAUGGAGAGCCAGGUGCCAGGGAGGAGGAGUGUGUCUGCGUGCAGGAGAGGAUGGGGGUCUCCCCCGCCCUGCAGCGCUCCCCCCCCCCACAGCUUCAGGCGGCGCUGCAGCGAUCCCACAUCCAGACCAUGGCCUUCACCCCGCCACACACCCUGCCCUGGAGGGUCUACCUGUACACACACACCCGCUGGGGGGGCCCGGCGCCGCGGGGCCCCACCCUGGUGCUGGGGGAGCUGCUGUACACCGGGGGGGCGGAGGACCAGGAGGGGGAAGCAGAGGGCGGGGAGCGGGGGCUGAGGGUGACGGCCAAGCAGUGGCCCCGGGACGACGAGGCCAUGAAGGGCUUCCUUCAGGUCCUCAGUGGCGCGCUGCACACCUCUUCUACAGGGAGCUGUUGAGCUCAUU
Molecule: messenger RNA, 3193 nt
Organism: Gadus chalcogrammus (walleye pollock)
Lineage: Eukaryota; Metazoa; Chordata; Actinopteri; Gadiformes; Gadidae
Gene: ap4b1
Product: adaptor related protein complex 4 subunit beta 1
Exons: 14
Coding region: 784-3186 (800 amino acids)
Biological process (GO): intracellular protein transport; vesicle-mediated transport
Cellular component (GO): clathrin adaptor complex; membrane coat
Source: RefSeq, a predicted model, not a curated record